AUGAUGACCCCAUAUAGGGGUAGAGGCCGCGGUUAUGGCCGUGGUGGGAGAGGGAGUAACAAUAUGUUACCCCAACCAGAAUCAAACAUUCCUCUAAUAGGGGAUUGGACUACUGUCUACAAGGGUAGAAAAAUGCAGCAAUUACCUGCAUCUUCAGCAAAAAGGGAAGAUAUUGCUUCCUCUUCCUCUAAUAAAACUACAUCCUACAAGGAAGUUGCGGUUAAUAACCCACCUCAAGAACAAAUGGAUUAUUUUGAAAAUCCAGUAACUGAGAAAAUCAUGUAUAUUGAUGAUGAAGAUAUAAAGAUAAAUCCAAAUGAUGGAUGGUCUAUCAAAACUAGAUACCUCGAAUCAAGAGGAUAUCCAGGUCUUCAUGGAAAAUCUAGGCCCAACCUAGAAAUUCUCCUGACUGUUACCGAAUCGGUAACAAUUACUCACCAUUACCAAAACAAUAAUCCUGAAAGUUUUAUAAACUUCAGUAAAUGUCACAUUAACAAAAUUUUGUUACCAAGAGAAUGGGGUCUCAACCCAAAUGCUUAUUGCCUUUUCAGCAUUUGGGUUGAGACCCCAUUCUCUUGGUAA
Messenger RNA from Lathyrus sativus (Indian pea), 582 nucleotides. NCBI's taxonomy places the organism in Eukaryota, Viridiplantae, Streptophyta, Magnoliopsida, Fabales, Fabaceae. The record is from the annotation of a GenBank genome assembly.